ACCACAGAAGAAGAAGAAGAAGCAGUGAUGGCGCGGAGUGGGAUGUAAACAAACAGGAGGUAAACAGUCCGGUAAAAACGGACAGAAACUCCUGUUAAAGGUCUGAAGAGAUGAUGAUCCGGUGCGGAGGAAAACCCGAUUUAUCUGCGGAGCAAGGGACGGAUUGAAGGAUCCAGAUUCACCUGAGGCCUCUCUGAUCUGGUCCUGGAGGGUCAGUUCUGAUCUGGUCCGAUCAGCAGCCAUGAUGGCGAGUCGUGGGCGGAGUCGGAGAACUCUGAGUUUCAGUGUGGACUCAGUCGGCAUCAACAGAGGAGAACCUCUUCCUCCGACCCUGCAGCAGCCCACACCUGUGUUCCCUGUGAUGGAGCAGAAGCCCCUCCCCCUGACAGGUGGGGAGGAGGCCGAGUACCUGUUGGCUCUGAAACAGGACUUCAGAGGAGCCAUGAGGAGUUUACCCUGUUUCAUCCAGCCAGCUGCUGCACACAGAGAUGUGGAGCGUUACUCCGAUAAAUACCACAGCAGUGAGCAGACAGACGGCCUGAUGGACUGGACUCCAGACUGGAAGAGGUUCCCCAGAGAGCUGAGGAUCCACGUCAGGAAACCUGCCAAAGACAGUGUGUCGGUUGCUCGCUCAGAGGCUCAGUCGACUCAGAAGAAGAAGAAAGUCAAAGAGAAGGAGGAAGUUCUGCUCAAACUGGAGACUCUGCAGAAGAAGGAGGAGCAGCAAAGUGAAGAGGACGAGGAGGAUGCAGAGCAGAAGAAGAAGCAGGAGGAUGAGGAAGCUGACGGAGACGAGGAGUACGACGAGGAGGAGUUCGAGGAGGAAACUGACUACAUCAUGUCCUACUUCGACAACGGAGAAGACUUUGGAGGAGACAGUGACGACAACAUGGACGAGGCUAUUUACUGAAACACCAGCACAUACACAGCUUCUGCCAUCUCUGAUGUGAUCAGUCUGAUCAGUUCUAAAGCAUCCAGCUGCUGCUCUACAUCGACCUGUUAGUGAAACAGAGACAGUUUGUAAGAAGAGCUGAGCUGAUGAAGGUUUUAUCUGAGCAUAUUUGAAUGUUUUUAAUGUUUUGUACAAAUUUUGAUCCGUUCCAUCUUGUUCUGACAGAGUUUUGUUGGAAUAAACAGCAUCACUGAAAACUG
Messenger RNA from Stegastes partitus (bicolor damselfish), 1152 nucleotides. RefSeq names its product RNA polymerase III subunit GL b (gene polr3glb). The record is from RefSeq and is a predicted model, not a curated record. Gene Ontology annotation, biological process: transcription by RNA polymerase III. Gene Ontology annotation, cellular component: RNA polymerase III complex. NCBI's taxonomy places the organism in Eukaryota, Metazoa, Chordata, Actinopteri, Pomacentridae. The transcript is spliced from 8 exons. The coding region runs from base 242 to 910 and encodes 222 amino acids.